Messenger RNA from Pseudo-nitzschia multistriata, 2700 nucleotides. The record is from the annotation of a GenBank genome assembly. Lineage: Eukaryota; Bacillariophyta; Bacillariophyceae; Bacillariales; Bacillariaceae.
AUCAGGCACGAUGCCACGGGUCUUCGAAUUGAAACAUCAAAAACGCGGGUGAUCGAAAUCGAACGAGGUCGCAGCGGUUCAAAAACUCGAAAGCAAAAACCCUUUCACAGACACCACAUGAAGCGCGUACUCGUACCGGUACAUGGGACUCGACCACAACGCAAACCCAACAAACCACCGAAGGAUGGCGAAUUCUAGCAGUACUCGGACCGCGGCGUUGUUGUCGUUGUUUUUCCUGUGGACAGGAACCCAUUGCUGCUCGUUCUUCGCCGAGGCCUGGCCGGUGUUGCCGGUGUCGAGGACGGAGCCGUCCUCGCGCKUGUUCCUGAGUUUUUUCGAAAAGAACAUCGACGACGACGCGAAGAAGGACAGCAAUCGAAAGAACAGCAGCAACAAUAACCAUAACAAUAACCAUAACCAUAACCAAGAUCCGCAGUAUAACCCCAUAAGAAAGAGACGCCCCGGACACAUUGGCAGCAAACGCAACAGUCUGAAUGCCUACGAUUACGGAUUUUCGAACCGCAUCGAUUCGUCCCAGCCCCGCCCGAACGCAAGUACGAACCAUCGCCAUCGCCGAACCGUCGCCACGAACCAGCCGAGGUUUUUUACCGACCGGGAGGGAACGGGCGGCAGGSUUYGGAGAGGGAGACCCCCGAUGCAAAGGCAGAGGMGGCGGCAAGCGGGGCCGAGGAGACGAAGCGYYAUGGAAUUCGGUAUGGAAGACCUCCGCCGACCCGGGCAGCAGUGGCAACCGCCGAUGCCCCAGGGAACGAUUCCCACUCCGAGCCGGGGCGACCGCGGUGGCAGCCGAGGUCGGAACCGGUACCAUCCCGGAAGCUCCCGGCCCGGCCGGACMGCGCCGUCUACGCAGAGUCCUUUUUCGCGUGCGUAUUCUUCCUUUUCGUCGACGACCACCACCCGGAGAGCCUACUCUUCCUUUUCGUCGACGACUACCACCAGGAGACGAACCUCGCGGCAACCGAGCGGCGAACCCUUUGUCUACUUCUCGACGACAACGGCGUCGUCGACGCACCGUCCCCGGAGUCGCCCUUACCAACGCCGCCCACUGACCGAAAAYCCGGGUAUGUAUUCCCGCUCCUCCUCUCGUCCCGAAAUGUUCGAUCCCGUUUACGACGCCUUGCAGCAGAGACGGYGGCAGCAGCAACACGAGCAGCAGCGGCGGCGAGAGCAGGUGGAACAAAGCACAAGUUCUCCGGUCACCAACGCCGACCAAUCCGGUGGGAAGAACCAAACCGCGGCCUCUGAGACCGAUGCCAACAGCGAGUUUCAAAGCGUGCUGGAUCAAGCCGCGAUUGUUUUGCGAAAGCAUCUCGAUCUCGGCGUGAACGAACACAUUGCAGUCGGGCCCAUCAUUUCCCAAUCCUCGUCCUUUGCGACCACUGCCAGUUUUGGAGUGGACUCGUUCUACGCAAACAAUGCAAACCAGAGAAUGAUGGUCCGAACGCUCGAGGCUAGGCUCGAUGGGUGCCAUUCUCCCUGGAUCACGGCGACACUCACGGUGGACGAGAAUGACGAGCUCUCCGAGAUUCGUCUCCGGUCGAACGAUGGUCGAUCGGACAGGGUUCCGAUCCAAUCCUCUCGAGGCCGAAGCGGGAUGAACAGCGGAGUCGCAAACGGAGCCACCGACAGCGAUAUCAACCGCAGCGGCAGUGGCGCUAGCAACCAGAAUAGCAUCGACAGAAGCUUUAUCGACGUUGAAAUUAUCGACGAUGACGAAGAUGAGGAAGACUAUGAUUACGACUACGACUACGACUGCGACGAGGAUCAAGACGACGGGGAAGACGAGUCUUGGAACGAUGGUGAGGGGGAAGAAUCGUGCGGUGACGUCGACGACAUGGACGAAUCGUGGAAUUCCGAGCAUGGGAGAUCAUGGGAUUCCGAUGGGUAUGAAGCAUCCUGGGGAGACGAYGGCGACAAUGGAGACGCACCGUGGAAUCCGGGCGAGGGGGGAGCAUCCUGGGGGGAAGAAGCCUGGAAGUCGGACAUUGACCGCGAAUAACUCAGUUCUGAGAAGGGCACGCGAAGCCUAUGGUUCUAGCGAAACAAAAUGGAUUCGAACACCGAUGCGAUACGAACCGAAGGCGUUUUAUUUCUCCUACGGCGCCCCACYUCGUAGUUCUGUUUCGGAGUUGGUGGGGGCUGGAACGGAUUCGAGCUGUCACGUGCCGUGCACAGAGCAACGUCUCGAAGCCCUUUCUCGCGGGACUCUUGUUUCCACACGACCUCGCGUCCGAACACUUUCCGGAGGUUGCGGCAGGGGAAUGCCCGAACCACCGUCCCGCAACCGCAMCCGCGGCAAGCUUGAUCGCUCGAUGGGAUCCCUUCGGGGGGUUGGUUGGCCCCGGUUCAAAACCGUAGAGAUGUCGUCUCCACGGCGGCCGCGAAACAAACCCAUCGAUGGCAAGGACAGCCGCAACAACGCACACUUCCUUUGCAAUUUUUUUAAUGCUGUGUCGCCGUUCUAUUUGUUCUUCGGCAUCUGUGCGUGGACGAGGRUUCCUCUUUUGUUGGUUCUAAAGGCAUUGGUGCUACUAGUCAGGGGKCACAAGACCGACCUCUGCUACUAGUAGCAGUAGAAGGAAGGACCAUGACAACGAAUCUCCCCUUGUCUCGUACAGUACAUUAUACUAGCGCUUCUAUUAUUUAUUUUGCGAUGUGUCAUAAAUGUGCUAGUUCUAA